AUGGUUGUUUACGACAUCCAGACCCCCAUUGACCAGGACCUGCCUCCGCGUUGGUCCCAGCCUAGGCGCCAGGAGCUGCGUAGGCUGGACGAAUUUGAGGACCCUAUCCUCGCGAACUACAUCCCCGCAAAUAGCAUUCAAGGCAGAAAUGACGCGGAGGGAAACCUCAUAGAGCCAUUUCAUUUUCGAUUCAUGACUCGUGUGCCACCCAGGCCAGACUUCCGAAGAACCCCAGGCCAGGGCCAGACCGAAGCCCAGACUGACCCUGAACAAAUCCCCGUUAUCCUUGAGGUCUUUGUGAUCGGCCCUCACUGUCUGCUCUUGCCGAAUCUUCUGAAUACUAGGAGUAUGAUGCAGGAUUUUAUGAUAAGGAGUGAUCAGUAUGACGCUCGAGGGCAGGUCGUUGAAAAGGUUAUCGCGUUCCUUAUGAUCGAACACCCUCUCGAAGGUAUACCUGGAACGGGUCUUCUCAACAACAUCGCAGCUCUAGAAGGAAUGUAA
Molecule: messenger RNA, 501 nt
Organism: Penicillium waksmanii
Lineage: Eukaryota; Fungi; Ascomycota; Eurotiomycetes; Eurotiales; Aspergillaceae
Exons: 2
Coding region: 1-501 (166 amino acids)
Source: RefSeq, a predicted model, not a curated record